AUGCUUCUGAAGGGCUCUGAGUUUCUUCGUGUGUCCUGUGCCUUUGGUUUUCUUUCACUUGCUGUGCUGCUCAUUUGCUUUGGAUUGACUGCUAAGAGAGAUGUUCGUACGAACCGAGAGUCAUUAGCUAGAUUCUCCGAAACCAGCAAGUUUUCAGGAUGUUUCAAAAACGAUGUCGAUGACCAUCUUGUGGACAACAACACCAAAAUCGUCCUUAUGGUGAUAGACGCAUGGAGAUUGUCCUUUUUGGUAGAUUCUAACUCGCCAAUGUCGUUCCUACGCAGUUCCAUCAUAUCUGGACGAGGAGUUGGCUUUGUGGCAAGAGUACAAACUCCUACUGUCACCAUGCCACGAAUCAUGGUAUUAGCAUUAUCAACAUUAAAAAUGUAUGCUAGGAAAAGUAAUACUGGUCUUUUUUCUGUAGAGACUCACGGCUUGAAGCAGAACUUCAGAGAUUGA
Molecule: messenger RNA, 459 nt
Organism: Strongylus vulgaris
Lineage: Eukaryota; Metazoa; Nematoda; Chromadorea; Rhabditida; Strongylidae
Source: the annotation of a GenBank genome assembly